Messenger RNA from Punctularia strigosozonata HHB-11173 SS5, 1004 nucleotides. RefSeq lists its product as uncharacterized. Bases 95 to 601 code for a protein of 168 amino acids. Lineage: Eukaryota; Fungi; Basidiomycota; Agaricomycetes; Corticiales; Punctulariaceae. The transcript is spliced from 5 exons. The record is from RefSeq and is a predicted model, not a curated record.
CUCAUCGUCUGCGACAGCGACGACACUACAGGACACUACUCACUUACCCUACCUCUACAGGGUACCAUAGUUCUGUCCUCUUCUGCAAAUUGACAUGACAGAACUUCUUGCGGCGGCGCGCUCCGCAGACACCGAGUUCCUCGUGCGACGUGCAUCUACAAAGGGCUACGAAUGGGCGUCGCUCAUAACUCCUCCAGCAUAUGUAGCAUACGUGCUUGCUAGGAAGGGACGCGCUCAAUUAUCUGUCAAUCGCGUUCUACGUGCCACCUGGGUGGGAGGUGCUGCCGGUGUGGCAGGAGGAGCUGCAACGGGGUACGCGACCUGCGCAUGGUCAACUGAAGUUGACAUUCGAAAACGGCGGAUACGGGCCGCAUACGACACUGACAGCAUCCGUGUAGAUGAUCAUUCCACCAUCGGUGGCUUACUCGGCGCCGUCUUGACCCCCGCGAUAUUGUGGAAAAGGGCACGUUUGGCGCAUUUGAUACUCGGAGGCGCUGGUUUCGGGUCCGCGGUCGGUCUCCUGACGCAUUACGGACGGUCCCUGACCGGCGACCACCCACCACCAACGAAUCUACCAGAGAUUCCCAUACCCGCAGCUUGAGGGUUAUAAUGCGGCUUUUGUCGACUCCAAAGAUGAUAUUCCGGGUCGGGUGAGGAUUCGUAUGGAAACGCCGUGCAGCAUCAUGCACCUUCGAGAACCACAUCGUCUUGUUUUGACUAGCCAAAAUCGCUCCGUAGAACCGCUCGCUCACGUAUUACGACGCGGCCAACUCCUCCAAAUUCAGCCGGCCUUGAGGGGAGUUCCAUCUCGUGGGGUCCACAACGCACAUGCCGUAUCUCUAAACUACGGGCUGCGUUGUAUCUUUUGAUAGGCACCAGGACCAUCCAGGUGCAACGAGUCGACCCAGCAAUGAUAGCUUAUCUGCGACUGAAUCCACAGAAACCUCUCAACUCAAGCAACGUCCGAACUCAAGUCACUUGCGUCCGACGUCCUCCAACCUCCC